Molecule: messenger RNA, 2731 nt
Organism: Melitaea cinxia (Glanville fritillary)
Lineage: Eukaryota; Metazoa; Arthropoda; Insecta; Lepidoptera; Nymphalidae
Product: BAG family molecular chaperone regulator 2
Exons: 4
Coding region: 157-738 (193 amino acids)
Biological process (GO): protein stabilization
Molecular function (GO): adenyl-nucleotide exchange factor activity; protein-folding chaperone binding
Source: RefSeq, a predicted model, not a curated record
ACAUUAUUCACAAUUCGCUAGAAUCUUAGAUUAGAAUUUGCUGCUAUUGUUAUUCGCAAAAAGAUUUCGUUGUAUAAAACAUUUGGUUUUCUAAAACCCUCCGUUAUUGUGAAAUUGUUAAAUCUGGCUGUGUCUGAAGGAGAUAUAGUUAAUACAAUGGAAGUAGACGUGUAUUCUGUUGCUGACCGGCUACCGCUGAUUGACGAAACAACAACUCUCGCUACACAGGCACCAAAAGACAGGUUGAUAGCCGUGCUGGAUCAGGUCGAAAUGCGUGUGGAGAGGUUGCGGCGUGACACCGUGCGCAUUGAAGAGGAACGGGAUUCCUUAUUGUCUACACUCGACAGUGUGAAACAUUCUGAUCUUUUAGCUGAUAUAUCCGAAUGUGAUAAGGACGAUAUCAAGCGAUACGCGGAUCGCAUCCUGGCGCGCGCUCUCACCGUGGAGGUGGCCGUUCGCACUGAGCGGGACUCGCAGCAGGAGGAGGCUCUGCAUCAGGUGAACAUGUUCAUAGAUCAGCUAGUGAUGUCGGUGCACGAGGAUACGGUGGUUGCCCACACGCGCUGUCAGACCUACAUGAAUGCCUGCACUUCCCAGCCCGAUCCUAGCAGUGGGACCGACAGGAACUUCGAGACCGCCAUUCUGGGCUGUACCCUCGACGAUCAGAAACGCGUCAAGAAACGCCUUCAAGGUCUCCUGGACUACAUCGCGAAAAUGAACGUCACGAUGUACUCGUGAGUGGAGGAUACCUUCGCCGAGCUACACAUAUGAGUGUCUUUACUGCCAGCUUUUAUUAAAACGUGGACUGGUGUGGAUGUGCCUUUAAAUUUAUAAUCUCUAGAAUUUGUGUUCCAAUUUUACGUUUUGUUUUUGAUAGUAAGGUUCAGUGAUUUGCAUCAUUCCUCAGAUCCAUCUUACUAAGAUUCUAGACAUGCAGCCGUAUUUGGAAGAUCAUCAUUUAAGUACGGGUUAAGUAAUUUGGAUUUAUUGUUGUGUUCAUAAUUGUUAAGACAAAUUUGUAUGAAAGGAAAAUUUUGAUACAUCUACUGGGAAAGUAGGUAAUGUUGAUUGUAUUCAAUCGUGAGUCGUAAUGUUACAUUCAGUUUUACAAUCCUCGGUGAAAUGUAAACAUAUUAAACAAUCAAUGACAACUUUUAUAUUUAAUAAUAGUCUGUUUAUUUCGAACUCACCUAUCAACCUUAUUUGUAUGUUUCUGUUUCCUGUAGGCGUAACAGACAUACUUGGUACAACUGAUAAAUUUUUUUGUAUUUGCAAAUAACCCCUGUGUAAAAUCAGGGCGGGUCACUAGUUUACUACAAACUUGCACUUAUUAUUUAUUACCUUCAGUGUAGUGAGAUGUUUAAUGAACAAUACUUCUGGAUAGUAAUUAUAUAAUUCAGAUUGCAAAUAGAUAUUUAAACAUUUCCCUUAUUGGGUCUUGCAUAGAUUUUGACACACAAGCUAAACUCAUUUAGAUUCCUGUUAACAUUACAGACUAAAACUAAGUAAGUAAGAUAUGUAUUAGAAAAUAUUGAUUUCUAGAAUUUGUACUUUUUAGUAAGUUUUUAAAAACACUUUUUUUUUCAUAUAAAUUUAACGUGAAAUGAGGGCAUGUCCACAUUCCUGCCAACUGCUAGAAGCACAAGCGUAUUUCAAAAAUAAUUUUGCAACUCAAAAUUAGCGAGUAUUUAUCGUACUUUACUCGAUGUUACGGUAUUCCUUAAUUAGCAGCUUUUUUAAUGUCUUGUUGUUAAAAACAUACAUAUAUUACAAGCUUAGACUUAUAAUUUUAAAUAAUAAAUGUAAAGAAUUGAAUUAAAAAUGUUGUUUAUUUACUUGUGUAUUUGCAUCUGUUCUAAUUAUUUUGUAAUUGAUAAAUUCUUUAUAAAAGAAUUUAUUAAAAUAAAAUUCCACAGUGUUAUGGAAAGCUGAUUGAGAAAAGGCAGUGAAAAUAUUUGAUCUUUCGAGGUGAUAUUAAAUUUAAUAGAGCACUUAAAAACAUUAACAAAAUUGUUUGUUCAUCGUUGCACUUGGAGUGCUCGAGGAAUUAUAUUAAUAUGAUUUUCUUAUGUUAAAUUUAGUGUAAAUUUAUAAUUUUCACUUCAUAUGGCUCUUGACCGUUGGGUAUAAUUGUGUGGUACUAUGAAGGUUUUAUAAUUAAAUUAAAAUAUUUAGAAUCACUAAAUCUUGCUAGUUUUAGAGUUAGCUAUUGACUACUACUACUCGUUAAGAUUUAAAAAAUUUGGCUAAAUCUCUAAUAGCAAGAGUUACUUAAAAGUUUAAAUGUGAUAACAAUUUUAGAGUCAUCAAUUUUUUUUUAAUAUAUAACUUUUUGAAUUUUAGGUGUAGAAAUGAUAUAUAUAUAUCGCAUAUAGGCAUGAUGUCAAUGUAAUUUGAAAUAUUACUAAAAAGAUUUAAGAGACAUUUUUGACAGAGUACUAUAUGUAUUGUGUAACCAACAGUCAUUUUAUAAAAUUUGUGCAUUGAUAAUUAAGUACUUUCAUUUUUUUCCAACUAUAUAUACCCACAUAACUUAAUAUUUGUAGCAAAGUAACCAUGGGUGAAAAUAAAUUUUUUGUAUGUAUCCUGUUAAAACUGGUUUUAACGGAAUCAAUCAUUAAAUUCUUUUUUUUAUAUUUUGAGGUAGUGGUUAAUUUUAAUUUAAGCUAUUUCAUUGUAGUUUUUAUAUUAUUUCAAGACAGAAGAGAAAUAAAGAUUUUUGACACUUAAA